AUGACUGUUCGAACACCAGAUGAGGAGAAUCCCACUCAAGAGGCUCCCCCUCGGGAUAUCCCCGACGGAGCCUUUGCCAUCGGCCUUGAACCCAUCGUCGUUACAAUGUCCAACGUGAAUGGCGAUCCCGAGACGAGAUCGGUGGCUCAGUCGACCGGCGGGGAUGUUGAGUCCAAGAUGAGUGCCUGGAUAUGUGUUCUGGGAUCGUUUCUGUGUCUAGUUCCAACUUUUGGCUUCAUGCAGUCCCUUGGAACCGUUCAGUCGUACCUCAGUCUCAACCAGCUCAAGGACUACUCCGAGGGUGAAGUAGGGUGGAUCAGUGGCAUGUUUCUGUUCCUGUCCCUGGUCUUCAACCUGCAGGUCGGCCCCCUAUUCGACGUUCACGGCCCAAACAUUAUCGGUCCAGUCGGGGCGCUUCUAUAUGUUGCCAUCUUCAUCUUCAUGGCCGAGUGCAAGACCUACUGGCAGUUUAUGCUGUGUCUCGGUGUGUUUGGAAGCAUUGGUGCUGCCAUGACAAUGGUGGUUGCUGUAGCCAUCGUUGGAAAGCUAUUCAUCCGUCGACGAGGCCUGGCUAUGGGCAUUGCCCUCGCAGGCUCGUCCGUCGGCUCCGUCAUCUUCCCCAUUAUCUUCCGGUACACGUUCCCAGGCAUCGGAUGGAAGUGGUCGAUGCGUAUCAUGGCCUUCAUCUCUGCUGGUCUUCUCAUUCCCGCCAUGCUCUGCUUUAUCCCAUUCAACAGACUACACGGGAUUACCUCCGAUGGUCAACCGAGGCCCAAGAGCUCCGCCCUCAACCUGGCGGCAUUCAAAUCACCCGCCUUUUCCUUCGUAACAGCUGGACUCUUUAUGCUCGAGUUUGCCAUCUUUAGUAUCGCUGGUCUCCUGCCGUCUAUUUCUACCCGGGCGGGCUUCACACCAGAGGAAGGUUACACUCUUUUGGCUAUUAUCGGUUCCACGUCGACGUUUGGUCGUAUCAUCCCGGGGCUCAUCGGUGACCGGAUCGGGCAUUUCAAUGUGCUACUCAUCUCGAUGGCCUUUACAAUUCUGUUCAUGGGCGUCAUGUUUGUUCCCUUUGGUACCACCUCGGCUCCCAUACUGUAUGCAUUUUCUGGGCUUUGGGGUUUCGGUUCUGGCUCUUUUUUAUCGAUUACUCCAGUUUGCAUGGGCAAGACAUGCGAGACCAAGGACUAUGGGAGAUAUUACGGCACAAUGAACUGCGUCAUUAGUUUCGCCCUCCUCAUCGCCCUUCCUACCAGCGGUAGCAUGCUCGACAACAUGGGGGCCCAAGCCCUGGCAGGUCUCCUCAUGGCAGUUGUUUUUAUAGGAGGAGCUUGCUAUUUCGCCGCGCGAGCCCUCCUUAUCGGGCAGUGGCUGUCUCCCAAGACGAAGAUCUAA
Messenger RNA from Fusarium keratoplasticum, 1392 nucleotides. Its product is annotated as MFS domain-containing protein. Gene Ontology annotation, cellular component: fungal-type vacuole membrane. Gene Ontology annotation, biological process: transmembrane transport. Gene Ontology annotation, molecular function: transmembrane transporter activity. Lineage: Eukaryota; Fungi; Ascomycota; Sordariomycetes; Hypocreales; Nectriaceae. The coding region runs from base 1 to 1392 and encodes 463 amino acids. The record is from RefSeq and is a predicted model, not a curated record. The transcript is spliced from 4 exons.